UGUGUCAGAAAGACACCAUCUAAGACCGUUUUCUUCAACUCAUGACAGUUCCAGAUGUUUUGAGUGGAUCCGUUCCACUAAAGAAUCCAUCUCUGUUUCAAUAAAGAAUUCUCAGAAGACAUAUUUGGACGAACGUAAGAACAUUGAGAAUAGAGCUUCGACUCUUCCCAGGACAAGGUCCAAAUCACACACCUCUCCAGCAGUUUCUCAAAAGCCCGGCAUCUGUGUUCUUUCUCCUGCCUCGAAACCUAAUCCUCCUUCUACUGCCCCCGCCGUGAGGCCGAAGCCAAACAGCUGGCUUACUGCCCCAGACCCACAGAGCCAUUCUUCUCCUUCACCCACUGUGACCGGACCAAAACCAAGCAAAUCUCCAACUCUGUCCGUCCCUAUAAUCCGACCUAAUCUCUCUCCAACCCUGCUGUGUAAAAUGAUGCUGCCGGGGAGCCAUGGAGCAAAACGCAAGACGACCCCGGUUGUAGUAGAGAAAAGGAGAGUUCAAUCCAUUGUGAACUCUAACACCAGAGACCCGCCAGUGCCUACCACACGAUGGUCCCCAGUGGGAACAACACAAGACGUUCUGGACCAAGACACGCUGGUGAACUUUACUCGAUUGGAAGGUGGUAGGGGAGCAUCCAGGAAGGCCUUCAACAAGGAGUCUGGUCAUCACACUGUCUGUGAUAUGACACCAAAUAACUUUUGGCCAUUGCAAUGCAAAAUAGGUUUCACCAAAGAAAAGGAUAAUGGAUUAUUUUUUCUUGAGAAACCAGAAAUUACGAAGGAAAAUGUUGAUAAAACAGACCUUCAAACGGGAGAAAGGAAAUACACUCAAUCAGACUCUGAAGACGAUGUUGGGAAAGAAUGUGAUCCACUGAAUAUUGGACCCCACAGUUCAUCAAACCACAGACUCAAAAAGAAGUAUGAAAACUAUCUAGAGAACACAACAUGUACAUUGACCAAAAGUGUUCCUGAAACGUGGAAUAAUUUCACAACCGACUCUAAAAGUAAGAAGUCACAGGUGGAAGAAUGUCCUGUCAAAUGUAUGGCUUCCAAAUCUGAAUUCACUGAAUUCACUGGAAGCAUAUCUGGAGAUUUGUCAGCCUUAAGGAGACAUGGGCUUUGGUCUGUUAUACGAAAUGAACCAACAGAUGCACGGAUUACAAAGCGAGGGGAAAGUUCUCUGGAACAGGACCCUCGAGGAUGGGACUCUAAACAAAGUGAAUUAAGUGGAUCCAAGGAACAACCGUACCUGGUGCUAAACCAAACCCAAGAGGCCUCCCAAAGUCGGCCUUUAACAAGAUCAAGACCUGUGGCUCCUCAAUACAACUCAACACACCCUAUCGACCCACAGCUACUAUAUCAAUUCAAUAAGUUGGAUCUCACAAAGUCACUGGCGCAGUGUGCAAACAACCAAAGAACAACCCCUAGUUACCUGGAACCCCAUCGAGUCAAAUGUGUAAGACCACAUGAUCACGGAGCACCCACACAGCUUCCACCGUAUUCCUCCGAAAAGUGCGUUGUAAGCUGGCUAUCGUCCACAGAGGGUGACCCCUUCAAUAGAACCAGAGCUGGCACCGGCUCAAACGAGCCCUGCAGAAUGCCAUCCCAACCCCAGGGGCCCGGCACACACACGGCAGCGGAGGGCCCCGUGGCACACACACAGGCCGCCGCCGCCCGGCCGAGCAGAGCACCUAUCACAGAGGAGCCAGAGGAGCCGUAUUACGUCACCAUGUAUAGCCCGGGCACAGUCUAUGUGUCAAUGGACAUGUCCGACAUCGUCCCCCCUGAGGUACGGCCAAAGCCGGUCGUAGCGGCCAAACCCCCCCACGUGGGGGCGCCGUCUCCCUCCAACCCCUUCCCCCCCCAGGGCCUGGGCGCGGGGACCGGCGGCUCCGGCCCCCCGCCCCCCAGCGCCAUCCCCGUCAUGAUCGGCAGCCACGGGGUCAGCCACGCCCCAAGCCACACCCACAGCCACGUGGGGGCCAACCAUGGGGUGGGGAACAGCGUUAGUGGUCACGGUGGCGUUGGGGCUCUGCCCCAGGGCGCCGGCCCCCAGGGGUCCGCCGGCGGCGGGACCCUGCUGGGCUACAUCGGCAUCGACACCAUCAUCGAGCAGAUGAGGAAGAAGACGAUGAAGACGGGCUUUGACUUCAACAUCAUGGUCGUAGGUCACAGCGGGCUGGGGAAGUCCACCCUGCUGAACACGCUCUUCAAGUCCCAGGUGAGCAGGCGGAGCGCCGGCUGGGCCCGCGACGAGAAGAUCCCCAAGACCGUGGAGAUCAAGGCCGUGUCCCACUUCAUCGAAGAGGGCGGGGUCAAGAUGAAGCUGACCGUUGUGGACACCCCUGGCUUCGGGGAUCAGAUCAACAACGACAACUGCUGGGAGCCAAUAGGAAAGUACAUUAACGAGCAGUACGAGAAGUUCCUGAAGGAGGAGGUGAACAUCACCAGGAAGAAGCGGAUCCCAGACACCCGGGUCCAUUGCUGCCUCUACUUCAUCUCCCCCACGGGGCACUCCCUUCGGCAGCUGGACCUUGAGUUCAUGAAGCACCUGAGCCACUCGGUUAACAUCAUCCCCAUCAUCGCCAAGGCUGACACCAUGACCAUUGAGGAGAGGCUGGACUUCAAGCAGAGGGUGAGGAAGGAGCUGGAGAUGGGGGGCGUGGAGUACUAUCCCCAGAAGGAAUUUGACGAGGACAUGGAAGACAAGAGUGACAACGACAAGAUACGGGAGGCGAUGCCCUUAGCGGUCGUGGGCAGCGAUAAGGAGUACCAGGUCAACGGGAAGCGGGUUCUGGGACGGAAGACCGCUUGGGGGGUGGUGGAAGUGGAAAACCCCAACCACUGUGAGUUCGCCCAGCUGAGAGAUUUCCUGAUCAGGUCUCACCUCCAGGACCUGAAGGAGGUCACACACAACAUCCACUACGAGACCUACCGCGCCAAGAGGCUCCACGGCAACGGGGGGCUGCACCCCGUCGCCGCCAACGACACCCAGGAGAGCAACCUGUGAUCGGUGGCUCAGCCAAUCAGGGACGAGAGGGCGGGGAGACUGAGGGGAUCGGGAGGAGAGCAGUGCGACGACGGCUUCCUAUGUAUAGAUAUGUCCACAUAGACAACGCUGUAUCGAUGUAUCUAUCAGUGGGAGAUGUAGAUAUACGGUAUACAUCGUGACAUGACGUCAGCCCCGCCUCCUCCGCAAUCAUGAUGAGGGUGGGGCAUUACGUGUGGUAAUGCCCAUUUAUUUCAUGU
Molecule: messenger RNA, 3246 nt
Organism: Gadus chalcogrammus (walleye pollock)
Lineage: Eukaryota; Metazoa; Chordata; Actinopteri; Gadiformes; Gadidae
Gene: septin3
Product: septin 3
Exons: 11
Coding region: 428-3007 (859 amino acids)
Biological process (GO): cytoskeleton-dependent cytokinesis
Cellular component (GO): microtubule cytoskeleton; presynaptic cytoskeleton; cell division site
Molecular function (GO): molecular adaptor activity; GTPase activity; GTP binding
Source: RefSeq, a predicted model, not a curated record